AUGUAUCCUAAAACUAACCAUGUGGGUUUUGGUCUUGUAUAUGUAUCCUAAAACUAACCAUGUGGGUUUUGGUCUUGUUCUUGGAGAGGAUGGGAAACGAUUUCGAACUCGCAGUACUGAAGUGGUUCAAUUAAUUGAUUUGUUGGAUGAAGCAAAGAGUCGCUGUAAAGCAGCUCUUGUAGAACGAGGUAAAGUUGAUGAAUGGACAGAGGAGGAGCUUGAUCAAACAGCUAAGGCAGUUGGUUAUGGGGCUGUUAAGUAAGAUCCUCUACCCUCGCUAAUUUUUUUACUUGGCAAUGUUGACUGUGUGUUGCUUGUCCUCCUUUUGUAUAUUUUUC
Camellia sinensis is the source of this 338-nucleotide messenger RNA. NCBI's taxonomy places the organism in Eukaryota, Viridiplantae, Streptophyta, Magnoliopsida, Ericales, Theaceae. The record is from RefSeq and is a predicted model, not a curated record.